UAAGUCAACAUUUCCAUAUGUAAAACAAUAAUUCAAUAACCAACUAAACAGGGUCUUGACUUCAAACUUGAAAGGUCAAUAAGCUUCAAUAUACCGAAAUAAUAAAAUAAAAUAAAAGUUUCAAAAACUUCAAUAACUCAUGUGGCUGAAAUAAUAAAAAUAAUAAAAUAGAAUUCUUUAAAAAACUCCAAAGUUAAAAUCAAUGAUCCCAUUUAGUAAAAUAGAAUAAAAGAAAAAUCUCAAAACUUCACUAUUUAAAACUCAACAUACUGAAAUGAUCUAAAAAAUAAAACAACAAAGAUAGGGUUGCUUUUGGAGAGGGGAGGUCUCAAAGCAUGAGGCUAGAAUAAUUAAUCUUAUAAAACCAAUGCUAAGAAACAAGUCUUAAAACAAUAAACUAAACAAUGAUUUAUAGUCAAAAUCACUAAAGAAGUUUAAAAAAUGAACUUAAAACUACUCUUGUGUUUAAAAGAAAAGUCAGCUAUCGUAUCCUCUGUAAGCCAAUAUGUCCUAGAGAAAAAUGUUCUAGUAUACACUGACUUAAAAGUACAUGCAUCGUAUUGUGACCAUGGGUGAUUUGUUCCUGUGUUGGCUCUCACACAGCCUUUCAGCCGUGAUCGUCCCUAAUAUAUCACCAUCUUUUUCUGGGCGUUUCCUUUGCGGGCUCUAGCAAGACAAUGUCACAAUGUUUCAACAUGCAAUAUCAGUCUUUUGAAUACUUUCCAUAAUGCAAUCUUUCAUUCAAUGCAAAAAACACUCAAAAAACAUUCUCAUACAGUUUUGAAACUCAUUUUCUUUAGAAGAAAAUAUUAUUGUAGAGGAUACGCAACUUGUACUUGCUAUCAAAAAUCUCCCAUUGUUCCUCUGUGCUCCUUCACGCCUGAUUAAACACUCACACACACUUUUUCUGUGAAUGUGGCCAACAGUUCCCUCACUUACACUCUCAAGUUUUACACAGAACACUACAGAGACACAGACAGAACAGAUAUCUAAUUUUACUCACACGCAGCUCUUCUGCGUGACAAAUACAUGUCCCUUCAAUAUGGACAAUAAAUAAACUAUCUUCUCAAAACAGACAGGUGCCCUCUCCAAGCAGGUCACUCAAUAACUUAACUGCCUUCUCCAAUAACAGGCAGGUGCCUUCUCCAAGCAGGCAGGCCUUCUCUUAGCAGGCCACUCAAUAUCAUCAAUUAUCAGCCUUCUCCAAGCAGGCUAUUCAAUAACUUAACUGCCUUCUCCAAUAACAGGCAGGUGCCUUCUCCAAGCAGGCAGUGUGCACUUCUUCUGAAAUAAAUGUCUAGACACUAUAACGUUAUCAUUCAUUCAUUCACAUUCAUUCCUUACUUUGAGACCCGGGACCCUCCUGCAAUUUUUGUAAAUUAAUUUGGUUUCUUUUCUGGAGAGACUUUUUAUAGACAUCAGUGCUAACCAAAACUCACCUCCGGCAAACUGCACAGAUAAUACUUUUUUAAUAAUUUAAUUAUAAAGCAAAAAUAUGCUCACCUUCUCUUGAUCUGUGCAGUAAGCCGGAUGCUCCGUCCCAGGCAGCCACCUGACGUCUUCCGUCUCUUUCCAAUCCGGGUCACGGCACCAAAAUAUGUUGUGGAAAAAUUUCAGUCUUGUAGUUCAAAAAAUCUCUCAGACAAAGAAGGUCCGGGUGUCAAGGAGUUAACUUUAUUUGCUCGAGCCAAACAAAGUGAGAUGUUCCAAGUCAUCUAAUAACCAAGUGUUUUCCAGUCUACAGUUAUAGUAAAACUUCUGAAAGGUGGUCUCUUCUAAAACCAAUCAGGUACUUUCUUGUUAUCUCUUAUUUUUAUUAACCAAUUGUUAAUUGUCUGCCACCAAUAAGUCCCAGGCAACAAGGUACGUAUCUAAUGGUGGUACACUGGCUAUUACAUCAUUUUUAAAAUAAUUUGCAUACAAUGGUUACCACACGAGACCACCAAACAAGCCAUGGUCUCCGUACGAGACCACCAAACACACCUUGGCGUACGUGCGUAAUCAUGGUUACUUUUAAACAGUGGAAAAUCCCCAGGUUUCAGAGAGAGCACAACAUGCUUCAAACUUUAGGCCUCUAAAAACAUCACUGGAUUUUACCUUGUUACAUUGUGCUCAAAUGUGCUUUAAACAUGCUUAAAGUGACGUUAAGUGCAUUUAUAUGAACAAUUAUUGGUUACAAGUACAGAUUGUAUCAUUAAAUCAUCAAUUCAUCAUUAUCAUAAACCUACUUGUAUGUAAUCAUUCUUAUUAAAUGUGAUUUCAGAUCAACCCAUCUGUAUACUAAUGUUCCUAUGAAUACUUCUUAAUACUUUUUAGGUAUUUUAUCAAGUGCAUUUAUAACUGUGGUGAAUAACAGUGCUCAAUACAUGUAAAAUAUAUCUAUAUGUGCUCAGAAAUUACACAAUAAUAGUUUAGUACCCGCACACCUCUCUCCCUGAGGGGAGCGAGGGCGGCUUCCACAACCUUCGUAAAGACCCGUGGGGACAGGGACAGACCGAAAGGGAGGACCCUGUACUGAUAUGCCCGCCCCUCGAAAGCGAACUGUAGGAACGUGCAAUGACGAGGGAGAAUCGAGACAUGAAAGUACGCGUCCUUCAGGUCAAUUGCCAUGAACCAAUCCUGACAUUUGAUAGACGCCAGGAUGCGCUUCUGCAUGAGCAUCCUGAACGGCAGCUUGUGUAGGUGCCUGUUCAGGGUAUGCAGAUCUAGAAUGGGGUUCAACCCCCCCGCCUUUCUUGGGCACGAUGAAGUACAGGCUGUAAAACCCGUUGAACAAUUUGGCUAGAGGGACGAGCUCGAUCGCUUCCUUCGCCAUAAGGGUGGCGACCUCGGCCCGAAGCGAACUGUGAGAGCAUCUUUUCUGUUAUUUUGAUCUGUUUUUUCAGUUUUCAUUUUUUGCAAAUAAAUACAAAUAGAAACAAUAUUUUUAUUUAAAAUGUGGGAGAAAUAUUGUUAGUAAUUCACAGAAUUAUUGUUUUACCUAAACACAUACCCAUAACUAGUAAAUUCAGAAAAACCGAUAAUUAUUUUGAAAUGUCUCAAUUUUUUUUGUGGCUGUAUUUAAGUAGCCAAAAUAAUAGUAUUUACUAUAGUUUAAAAUCUUGCAUGCAACCAUGAUUUACUGCCUGGCAAAAUCAUACCAAAAGAAACAGCAGCUUUAUUUAUGUUGAUCUUUUUUUAUUUAAUUUAGCUUAAAAAAUGUAUUAAAACAUAGAUCUGCUUAAAGCUGAAAUCGCUAAUGUUUUUUUAAAUAAACAAAAAUCUGCUAUUAAACAAGUACAUAUAGACGGUUUCUAAGCAACAACAUAAACAAUCAUUACUGCGCACGCGCGCGAUCAUGGACUGCCCUUAACUUGCGGGAAACAUUCAUUGUUUAUUUAAUCAAAUUAACACAACAAAAUUCUACAAAUGGUUUAUUUAAUGCUAUUAUUAUGCAAUAAAAUAAUAAUAUUAAUUAAUAUUAACAUAAAUUAAAUAAAAUAUAAAUAGUUAUGUUAUUAGACACAGACUGGAAGUUAACUGCAGUCCAGGCACAAAUGUCCGAUGAAACAGUCUAUAGUAAAAAAUCUGUCUGUCUCCUUGCUUUACCGAUUUGCAACGGUAACCGAGAUAGCAUAUUAUGGCAGAUUAGAAAUACAAUGUUUAUUACUAAACAAAAUUACACAAAGGUUUUAAACUGUAUUCGGACAUCAUCAAAUUUUUAUAACAGAUUGCAAAAAAUACAAACUUUAUAUAAAAUGUGUAAAAAUAUAUUUAUAAAGGACCUCCUUUCAGUGACCAUAUUCAUGGAAAAUUUACAACAACUAUCUACAAAAUAGACUUUGAACCUUCCAUCCAAGUUUUCGGAAGGACAGCGACGAUAUUAUUUUUUUUUCCCCAUGCUUGCUUAAAGAAAGGAGGAAUGGUGCUCUGGACGGUUCUACCAUCUGAAAGAGGUUUGCUGGAAUGAUCCGACAGGCACGUUUCAAAGGUACAAGGAGCUGAUUCGAAAGCCUGACAGCGGGAUACAGGAGCCUAAACUACUGGCACCAUUUUAUACUGGCUUGUAUGAAAUGAAGAGCAUGUUUAACUCUCUCAAUGUGGAGCUUAAUCCAUCUAUGAAGCAGUAUGUUGCCCUUUUGGAAGCUGUUUGUGAGUCAUCUCCUCUUGCUACAGUGGAUGUUGUCCAAGACGUUUCUGUCAUCUUUGCCAAACUAGCUGAUAAAUGUAAAAUGCGUGUUCAUGGAGAACAAGAUCAAGAUCCUCAACUGAACCCCAACUAUUGCUGCUCUCUCAAAGAAAUGAUUUCUCAUAAAAGAGUGUUCCCCACCAAGAGUAACGGCUGGGUGACGUUAGCACACAAGCCGAUGAUAGUGGACAGCCCGCACUUGGAGAAAAUCUUCAAAUCGCAUCGAGAGAUUUGCCUGCUCAACCUACCGUCUGCCAUGAAGAGAGCAGCCAAUAAAUCCAAACAUCAAGGUAAACUGCAUGAGAAGGAGGCGUUCAGCGAAGCAGACCGAGAGUUGUUCCUGGAGAUCUGCGGGGUGAAAAGACUCUCCCAGUGUGUGUCCACCGAUCCACUGACUGAGAUGUACAGGCCUUGCCCUUCUUUUCAGAACCUGGUGCGACAGAUCGUCCCUUACAUCCAGAGGUUCAUUUACCACCAUGGGGAUUUCGAGGACGUUUACAGUGAGCUGAAGGAGGCCGGGAUUGCUAAACAGAUUAACUCGCUGAGUUUUGGACAGGUGGGCAAGAUGUAUAUUCAUUAUCGGCUUGAGGUGUCCGAGGGGGACCCAGUCUUUGAGAGUGAAGAUAUAAUAUGUUUUCUAGACGAUAAAAAAGCGCUAUACAUCCACAAAGAUCAUCUCUCAGCCAAACUGGACAUCUGCAGAGAGCUGGUGAAAUUGUUCACCACAGAAAAGACUCUUGGAAAAGUGCUGGAAAGCUUUCUGCUGGGCCUUGUUCCCUGGAUAAAUGACCAAGCUGCUUUGAGAAGGUACCUGGACAGGGAGAACGCUCAAGAACUCCCUCCAGACGAGGAGCUGUGGGAGGUCCUGGCACCAAAGCAAGUGGAAGUCAAAAAAGAGAACAACGUGCCCGUGGCCCAUCCAUCCGGAGCAGUACAGGAGGAUGAAAUACAGACAGAUCAGAAUAAAGACUACAGGCUGGUGUGCUGGCCACCCAAAGCCUCUCUCAAUAAAACAGCCAGCCAGGCUGUCGAUGAUGUGAUGAAGAUGUGGCCACCUCCUGCUGCUCCUUCACCGGCUCCUGUGAUGGUGACAGGUCAUUCAGGUUUUAGAGUGGAGAGGAGCUCAUCCAUCAUGAACGUCCAUCAACCAACUGGAGAACCUCCAGUGCACGUAGAUCUAAGACCUCAAUACUUUCAGGGUCCCAGGACAAGUGAAAGCACCUCACACACAACAGAUAGGCCUGGUCGCACAGAGAUGAAGGAAGAGCCCACUGUGCAGGGCAUCAAGACUAAGGUUCAUCCUCAAACGGUGAAGUCAAACGCUGCUUCAGAUGAACCAGAAGAAACUCCCCACCACCACAAAACCAACCCAACACCUACAGCAGUCGAACAAGACACAGCAGAGACACCCGCACCACCUGGCCAUAAUACAACUCCAGUACCAGAGAUGGUAUCAAGCCAGUUCCAGGGUGGUGAAACCCUACAGCGACCACUUGUGUCUCUAGAUAAUGUGGUGUGGACCAAACCCAUGGCUCCAGAGGCCAUCCUAGAGGAUUUGGAACUGGACUGCACCCUGCCCCAAACUUUUUUGAUCUCCAAAGAUUUUGACGGCACAGCCUGUAUUGGACAGUGGGGAGAGCAGCUGGUUUUCUCCUUCCUCACUCACUGGAAAGAGAACGGAGGUGAUUAUGGGCCCAUUGAAAUCACCUGGUUCAAUGAGAAAGGAGAGAGUGGCCAGCCAUGUGACUUCAAGCUCACUUUUGCAAAUAAGGGGCCAAGAGCUGACACCACUAGGGAGAUCUAUGUGGAGGUCAAGACAACAGUAAAGAGAGAGAGACACUUUAUUCACCUGUCUGCCAAUGAGCUGGAUUUUGCACUGAAGGAGAAAGAGAGGUAUCACUUAUAUAGAGUUUAUGGCGCUGGAGAUGCACAGAAUGUUCGUCUGUGUCGUAUUAAAAACCUCGCCCAGCACCUGCAUUCUAAGACAUUAAAACUAUUCUUAUUUGUGUAGCCUGUAUUUCAAAUAUUAUUUUACACUGAUUAUUAUUCCCGCAGAAUGUUAAAUGUUUAGUGUUUUAUAGGUGUUUUUAACUAUCAUAUCAGUAAUAUCUUUACUGAUAUGAUAUUGCACAAUUUUACUGGCCAGUUUCUCUUCACUUGCUGAUUUUACUAGUAAUUGUUAUGGGAAUGUAACUUUUACUUUUUGAAUUGUAAUUUACAAGUUCGUUAAAUAAAUAAAGACUUUUAGA
Triplophysa rosa is the source of this 6417-nucleotide messenger RNA. RefSeq lists its product as uncharacterized. The record is from RefSeq and is a predicted model, not a curated record. The coding region runs from base 4053 to 6179 and encodes 708 amino acids. Lineage: Eukaryota; Metazoa; Chordata; Actinopteri; Cypriniformes; Nemacheilidae. The transcript is spliced from 12 exons.